GCUCUUAGUGUUGGAACAAGGGUGCGAAUGGUGCGGGGCGUGUUUGUCCACGGGCGUAGUGAUGCCCAUAAGGGACAAUCGCGUAGUGUAUGUACAUCGCGUGCAGUUGUUAUAUACUACGAUAGGUGCCUCCGGCCCUCAUCUACUCACAUGCCCAAGCUUUCGGGCUCGUUCCUAACCACGCAGGUCAGUGCAUUUCAACACACUCCCUCGAGCGAAGCAAGCGAGGGCUCGCGCGCACUCCCUGCUUCUCAGCACUCGGCACUCCCUCAAUCUCAGCAUUCAUCCUCACACCCUCUCGGCAGGGUGUACGACAUACGGCAAUCUUCAUCAACUCCUCGGCAUCAACUUCUCGGCUCCAACUCCUCGGCUCCAGGUUCGAUUGGUGCUCUCAACGAGCAGUUCUUCAGUUCGGCAGUGCUCUCAGCGAGUGAUUCAGGUGCUCUCGGCGAGCGGUUCGGGUUCGGCGGUUCAACAAUGCUCUUGGUGAGCAAUUUGGCAGUUCAACGGUUCGGGGGUUCGACAUUCGAUGGCGGGGUUCGAUCGGGUCCAUGUCAGGGUUCGGCAAUCAUACGGGGUCGAUCAAGAUGGCUUCAGCCCCAUCCAGGUGAGUGGUUCAGCAGCAACGGCAGCGGGAAUGGUCUGCAGUGCAAUGGCGGCCAGCAGAGCGUCAACAGCGACGGCAUGCGCGUGGGAUCCUGCGACGCAGUGAGCGGUGGGCUUCAAGCUGCCCCCAGAGCUUUGCUUGGUAGUACACCCCCAAGCGGGCUGAUUGUAUGUACAUCGCGUGCGGUCGUUAUAUACUACGAUAGGUGCCUCCGGCCCCCAGCUACUUGCGCGCCCAAGCUUUCGAGCUCAUUCCUGACCACACGGGUCAGCGCAUUUCAA
Messenger RNA from Postia placenta MAD-698-R-SB12, 888 nucleotides. RefSeq lists its product as hypothetical. The transcript has 3 exons. The annotation marks the transcript as partial. Lineage: Eukaryota; Fungi; Basidiomycota; Agaricomycetes; Polyporales; Adustoporiaceae. The record is from RefSeq and is a predicted model, not a curated record.